Molecule: messenger RNA, 252 nt
Organism: Anopheles moucheti
Lineage: Eukaryota; Metazoa; Arthropoda; Insecta; Diptera; Culicidae
Exons: 1
Coding region: 73-252 (59 amino acids)
Source: RefSeq, a predicted model, not a curated record
UCGAGUAAGUUUCGCUAAGUUGCGAGUGAACAGUUGCCGAAUACUCAUCGCUUAUUUUGUUUCCAUUUAGAAAUGAAAUUCCUGUGGUUCAUCACCUUCCUGCUCGCGCUCGUCGGCAUGAUCGCUGGUGAUGCGUGCCCGAAAGGCUUCAAGUCGCAGAACAACAAGUGCGUCAGCCCGCGCCCAGUGCACGGCGACUGCCCGAAGGGUUCGACUUACAGCGCCAAAGUUAACCUGUGUGUUCACAACUAG